Molecule: messenger RNA, 2466 nt
Organism: Malaya genurostris
Lineage: Eukaryota; Metazoa; Arthropoda; Insecta; Diptera; Culicidae
Gene: CysRS
Product: cysteine--tRNA ligase, cytoplasmic
Exons: 4
Coding region: 172-2376 (734 amino acids)
Biological process (GO): cysteinyl-tRNA aminoacylation
Cellular component (GO): cytoplasm
Molecular function (GO): cysteine-tRNA ligase activity; ATP binding
Source: RefSeq, a predicted model, not a curated record
AGUGAAAUUGUACUAACUUUAGAGUAACAUUGAACGAGCGUGGCUGUAAAUUUCAUAAAAAUAAAAAUUCUGUCAGAAUCUUUGAGAUUAGAAUAUCGUUCGGAAAUUUUGCAUCAACUUAUAAAACAGCCGAUAAAGUGUGUCUGACGAAAUCUGCAAUCGUGUCACAGAAUGACCAAGCGUGUACAACCAACGUGGCAGCUGCCGAAUCCGUUCCGAGAAGAACCUAAACUUCGUCUCUAUAACAGUCUUACUCGACAAAAAGAAUUAUUUCGCCCCCAUGAUGGCCGAAAUGUGAAAUGGUAUAGCUGUGGGCCAACUGUGUAUGAUGCGUCACACAUGGGUCAUGCUAGAUCGUAUAUCAGUUUCGACAUUCUGCGUCGAGUUCUAACGGAUUACUUCGGGUACAACGUUCUUUACGUGAUGAAUAUUACUGAUGUGGAUGAUAAGAUUAUCAAGCGGGCUAGACAGACUUACCUUUACGAACAAUAUGUGGCGAAAACAAGUUCUCUAGAGAAGCUCUUAGAAGAUAAUAAAGAAGUGAUGUUGACAUUCCAGGCAAAAUUGGAAGCCACAACUGAUUCAGACAAAAAAGCCAUGAUGACUCGAAUGUUAGAAAAUCUCACCAAUGCUGUAGACAAUUUAACGAUUGCGGUAAAAAGUGGCAUAGAACUGAAAAUUAAGGAAGCACAACAACAUUUUCUAGAAAGUUCGAAAGAUCCACUAGCGGAUUUUUUGGAUAGCAAAGAGGGAGCGACUAUAAAUGAGAACUCUAUUUUUGAAUCGUUACCGCGAUACUGGGAAGAUGAGUUCCAUAAAGACAUGAAUGCUUUAAACGUGUUGCCUCCUGAUGUGCUAACUCGAGUCAGUGAGUAUGUUCCUCAAAUCAUCAGCUACAUUCAACAAAUUAUUAAUAAUGGAUUGGCCUACGAGGCCAACGGAUCGGUAUACUUUGACGUAGCUGGAUUCGAUAAAUGUGAAAAACAUUACUACGCAAAGUUAGUACCGGAAGCGUAUGGAGAUACUAAAUCAUUACACGAAGGAGAAGGGGAUUUGAGUAUUACCGAAGAUCGUUUAUCGGAGAAGCGCUCUCCAAAUGACUUCGCAUUAUGGAAAAGUAGCAAAGCAGGUGAGCCUUGGUGGGAUAGUCCCUGGGGCAAAGGACGCCCUGGGUGGCAUAUUGAAUGCUCUGCCAUGGCAUCCGAUAUUUGCGGAAAUUACUUGGAUAUCCAUACUGGUGGAGUUGAUUUAAAAUUUCCCCAUCACGAUAACGAGUUAGCACAGAGUGAAGCCCACGAUGACAGUUCAGAGUGGGUCAAAUAUUUUUUGCAUACAGGCCAUUUGACUAUAAGCGGUUGCAAAAUGUCCAAAUCGUUGAAGAAUUUUGUAACAAUUCAACAAGCUCUAAAAAAACAUAGUGCAUCACAACUGAGGUUAGCCUUUUUAUUACAUUCUUGGAAAGAUACGCUCGACUACUCGGAGAAUACUAUGGAAAUGGCUGUUCAGUAUGAACGGUUCUUAAAUGAAUUCUUUCUUAAUGUGAAAGAUCUAACAAGACACGUAGUCAGUGGAAAACCUCGCGAUCAAUUCAAUCGUUGGUCUAACGUCGAAACCGAGUUACAACAGAAGUUUAAUAUCACAAAGGAUGCUGUUCAUGAAGCGCUUUGCGAUAACAUUGAUACCAGAACCGCUUUGGACGCAUUAAGAGAUAUGGUAUCAUACAGUAACAUCUAUAUUAGAGACCACAAAAACGAACUUAAUGCUCUGUUGUUAAGACGGAUUGGUAGCUAUAUAACUGAGUUACUGAACAUUUUUGGAGUAAUCAAUGGUCCGCGUGGGGGAAUUGGAUUUACAUUUGGAACCACUGAAAGCACCAAUGUUGAACAAAUUGCCCUGCCUUUUCUUUCGGCAAUAUCUGAAUUCCGCACGGCUGUACGCGAACAUGCUCGAUCAAUAAAAGCUAAUGGGAUUCUUACACUUUGUGAUCAACUCCGAGACGACAUCUUACCCAAUCUUGGCGUUCGAUUAGAGGAUCGUGAAGGUAAGCCAUCUGCCCUUAAAUUAAUGGAUCGUAAUACUCUCAUCAAAGAACGAGAAAUCAAACGCGAAGAAGAAGCACGUAAAAUAACUGAAAAAGAGCGCAAAAAAAUAGAAGCAGCAGCCGCUCAAGCUGCCAAGGAUGCCCAGCAAAGAAUCAACCCGGUGGACAUGUUCCGAACUGAAGCGGACAAAUAUUCAGCUUUCGAUGAGCGUGGCUUACCGACACAUGAUGCCGAGGGAAAGGAAAUCAGCAAAGGCCAGCAAAAAAAGCUUCAGAAACUCCAACAGCAACAGGAGAAGCGCUACCAGGAAUAUCAGGAAUCGCUGAGGGUGUGACCCAUAUAGACUCUGACAAAUUUAUUAUAGUAAUAAAAAUGAGCAUUUCAAGCAAAUAAAUACAUUAUCGUAAAAUACACGUUCAAUUAA